Messenger RNA from Sodiomyces alkalinus F11, 3150 nucleotides. RefSeq lists its product as hypothetical. Gene Ontology annotation, molecular function: protein binding. The record is from RefSeq and is a predicted model, not a curated record. The coding region runs from base 1 to 3150 and encodes 1049 amino acids. The transcript is spliced from 6 exons. NCBI's taxonomy places the organism in Eukaryota, Fungi, Ascomycota, Sordariomycetes, Glomerellales, Plectosphaerellaceae.
AUGCCCGAAAAGCCCGAUCAACAAGUUCAAGUGACGCUCCCCGAUGAGCCGAAGCGAGAUGGAGAGGGCCGAGUCGAGAUCGCAACGCCCCGUUCCAACGACAAAUGGGCUGAAGCUCUGGAUAAACUCAGCAAACUGGAUCGAAGCAGGUUUGAUCUGGCGAAGACAGCAAACUGCACACCGCAGCGUGUCUUGAAGGACGUGCUCGCGGCAACCAACGACAGAAAAGAGGAGUGUGUCAAGAAGCAAUGGAAGAUCACGAUCAAAGGCCGAGUCAUCGUCCUUCGAAACAUCCUCGAGAAGAUCUCGGUCUGGACCGUCAAGCUCAUGAGUUUGGGCAAUGCCGCUGCGCAGUAUGAUCCCUUGUACACAGCUCUCCCGUGGGCAGCCAUCCGUCUGAUUCUUCAAACGGCCAUCAGCGAUAUCGAGCUCUCCGGAUACACCUUGCAUACUGUCGAGAGCCUCGCCAGCAUCAUUGCCAUAACAACCACCCUGGAAAUGAGAUACCUACGGACCCAUGCAGACUGUCCCAAGCAUGUCAUCUUGAACCAGCUCGCAGACGGCGUGGUGCUGCUCUACGCUUCCAUCCUGCAAUAUCUUUCCCUCGUUCUGGGCUACUAUUGCCAUAACACCGCUACCCGGCUGCUCAAAAGCGUCGUCUCACCUCUGAACGACUUUGUCGACAAGUUUAAAUCGGUCGAGAAUGCCCGGAAAGACCUCUGGGAUCUCGUCCAACUGGCCCAGGCGGAAAGUAUGGAAUCCCUCAUGCUCCAUCUCGCCAACAUGCAAGAGGCCCAACUCGAGGAGAACCGAGUCCAGUUCGACAACCUGGGACGAUUGCUUGAGGAGCUGAGGCAGCCCAUUGACGGACUCGAGCGCGCGACGCGCCUCGGCAUUCUGCGGGCGAUUUCAACGCUCCCGUAUGGCAUUUAUCACAAAAAUGCCAGCAAAGGUCGUCUCGAAGGAUCCGGACAGUGGCUUCUGGAGAGGAAAGAGUUUCGCGCCUGGCGUGACGACGAUACUUCGUCGCUGGCCUUCUUCUAUUGUAUGCGUAAUCCGGCGGAGCCGCAGCGAGGUCAAUGCGACAAGAUCCUCGCGAGCCUGGUGCGUCAGCUGGCCAGCGUGGGCUCCGAGCAGGCCGUCCUAGGUCCCGUCGUGACCCACUACACGGACGCUAUCGAAGGGAUAGGCGAUUUCGGAGACCAAGCGUGGUCGACUAAGGAAUCGUCUAGGGUUUUGCGCGAGCUCAUGGACGACCACCCUGCCGUGACCAUCGUCUUGGACGCGCUCGAUGAAGUCGGCGAAGACGACCGACAGGAACUCAUGGAUGUGUUGAGUCAGCUGCUACGCGAGGCCCCGAACACCUUGAAGAUUUUCAUCUCGAGCCGGGACAACUACGACAUUGCCCUCCAUUUUAAAGGUUCGCCCAACGUAUACAUUGAGGCCGAUGACAACGCUGGCGACAUUGCUGCUUUCAUGAAAAGUGAAGACCGUUUGACCGCAGCUAAGCUGCUCCGUGGCAAGCUGUUAGAUGACCUUCGCGCCAGGAUUACCGACGCCCUGAUAUCCAAGGCCCGUGGCAUGUUUCGCUGGGUUGACCUCCAGAUUCAGUCUCUCCGACCGCUAAAGAUCGCUGCCGACGUCGAGUCCCGUCUCGGCGUGCUGUCGGCCACGCUGGAGGAAUCGUAUUGGGAGAUUUACGAGGACAUCCGCCGCUCGGGCGAUCACGCCGCCGACCUCGCAGACUUCACCUUCCAGUGGCUGCUGUACGCCCAGGAUUCCAUCCGCAUCGAAGAGUUCGCCUUUCUCGCCUCCUCCGCACUCGAUCCCGAUGGCGUCCAAAGGUUUACCCAGAGUGAGAUCAUCGAUGUUUGCUGCAACCUUGUUGUCGUGAGAGGACGAGCCUUCGAAUUCGCACAUCUCUCGGUGCGCGAGUUUCUCGAAGGCCUCCCUAAGCGCAACGUGGACAAGAUGCUUCCCCGGGAAAGUAACAUGAGCAUCGCCAUGGCGUGCCUCACCUACAUGUCGAGAGAAUUCGACAACUGGAAAGGUCUCGAUCCGGACAAACCCGCAGAGGACACCGAGCUCGCGGCUAUUGGUUAUGCAUCUUGGUUCUGGGUGCGGCAUGUCAACGAGAGCCACGACGCGCGCAAGACGGAGCCACUUUCGAGCCACAUCAUACGUUUCCUCUUGGACGGUACGGACGGUACGGCCCCGACCGUCUCGUCUCGUUUUCGCCACUGGGGUCCGACAGUGCGGCGUUAUCCUUUCCUUUUUGGCGAAGUUAGCCCUCGCAUGGGGAGAGAAGAGGAGAUCAGGCUGCAAAUCACGUCCCGUAAUCCGCCCAAUCCUAUAUGGGUUGCUUGCAUGAACAGCUGGCUCGAGAUAGUAGAGUACAUGUACGCCGCCGGGGUUGAGGGCUUGGAAGCGCCCCGCGUUGUAUACCCUAUGUUCAUGCAGGAUCCGGUCACGGUUCGCGGGUACUUCGGGCCAAAGAUAUCGCCACUCUGGUGGGCCAUACUGACAGGGAACGUAGCCGUCGCGGAGUGUAUCCUGGCGCAAGGUUCCGAUCCGCUUCAGCCAGAGUCGCAGAUGGCUGAGUGGCCGCUAGUGGAGGCAGUUUGGAGUGGGAACGAGAAACUCGUCAGCCUACUGUUGAGACACGAACAUGGAGGUCUCAUGGCGGAAAAAGAAGCGUUUAGAGAGGCCGCCGCUCGAGGCAAUCUCGGCAUGGUGAAUUGUUUUGUCCGUCACGACCCCGAGAUACUGCAAACGACCGCCGGAGAUCUAGCCUUGCAGGAAGCCUUGAAAAAUCGGUGCCUUAAUGUUGUUUACUUCCUCUUCGAGAGGGGUAUACCACCGGGCCCUGGAGCCGCCAGGUUACUUCUCAACGUUCCCGCAUCGGAUGAGGAGGCGUUCGACCUAUUCUUCAAGGCGGAGGCAGAGAAGGCGGCAGAAGCGUUUCUUCGUGCGAACAGAGACGACUUGCACAUACCACAAGCGGCACUAGCGAGGUUCGAGAUGCGUAUUAACGAGGCGCUGGUUGACGUUGCCAGCAGAAACAGACGCGAGUCGCGUCACGCGACGAUAACGUCGUCGGGCUGCAUAAAGCGCUCCUCGAAAAGACCGGUUUAUCAGUCAAACGUCUGA